AUGAUUGUUGUUAAUUCAUCAGAAUAAAGCCAUUCAUUAAUUUAAUUUACUGUAAAUUAUUCUAUUAAGUUGAUCAAAGGCUUUUUAUUUUUUUUAUAUUCUCAAUUUAAUAGUUUUAUAACACUAAAAUAAAAGUAUCUCGAUAUAAUUCACAGCAAAGAUUUGUUUUAACACAAUUCUUUACUUAUGUGUUUAAGAAUAGUCUAUAAAAUAAAACACAAAAAGAAAAAUCAAAAUUAGUUUAUUAGAUAACAUUAUAAAAUAAUUACUAAAAUAAAAUCUAAUAAUAAAUCUGAAAGUCAGAAGCCUAAAUUUAAAAAAAAAAAUAAUUUAUUCAAUUUAUAUGAUCGUAUAUCCAGUAUAAAAGUAAGUGCAUUCACUAUCAAUAAUUUGAUCAUAUAAAAAAAUAAUUUUAAUUUUUGGACUCUUGUUUAUCAAGGCUUUAAUCAUUUUAUUUUAAAGACAAGAUUGAGUUGA
This is a messenger RNA of Paramecium pentaurelia, 477 nucleotides long. The record is from the annotation of a GenBank genome assembly. Lineage: Eukaryota; Ciliophora; Oligohymenophorea; Peniculida; Parameciidae.